GCCCCAGGCGAGCCUGGGCCCCUGUAAAGGGCGUGGUUGUGUCCGGCGCCUUGUAGUCCCCAAAAUGUAGCUGGAGGCGCGUUCUGUGCCCGGGAAAGACGCCAGACAGCAGAGCCCAGAGAUAGGGGGCGACUGAGGGGACGAGGGGGAGUGGAGGAGACCGAACUGAAGGGAAGCUGGAAGGGCAGGGAAAGAGAACAAAGGAGGACGGGAAGGGAAGGCGGAGGAAGGCCGGCCGGGGCCUGGAGGGAGCGGAAACUGGGUCGGUCACGCCCUGCUGGGUCCUCCACCACCGGUAGAGGGUCGUGACUGCAAGUUGUCCAGGUUCUUGGCAUUUUGAACAAGGAAUUGGACAAAACGCCCAGCAAAGAAAGAAUGAAGCAACAAAAGAAGGAAAGCAGGGAUUUAUUGAAAACGAAAGGACACGUCACAGUGUGAGAGCCGACCAAGCAGCGGCUCAGGAGCCCGGGACUCUUUGCUGGUGCUGCUGUUUUUAUGCUUGCUUCUGAAGACGUGUGAACCUAAAACUGCAAAUGCCUUUAGACCAAAUAUCCUACUGAUCAUGGCAGAUGAUCUAGGCAUUGGGGAUCUCGGUUGCUAUGGGAACCACACCCUGAGAACGCCGAAUAUUGACCAACUUGCAGAGGAAGGUGUGAGGCUCACUCAGCACCUGGCGGCCGCCCCGCUCUGCACCCCGAGCCGAGCUGCAUUCCUCACGGGGAGACAUUCUUUCAGAUCAGGCAUGGAAGCCAGCAAUGGAUACCGGGCCCUUCAGUGGAACGCUGGCUCAGGUGGUCUCCCUGAGAACGAAACCACUUUUGCAAGAAUCUUGCAGCAGCGCGGCUAUGCAACUGGCCUCAUAGGAAAAUGGCACCAGGGCGUGAAUUGUGCGUCCCGCGGGGAUCACUGCCACCACCCCCUGAACCACGGAUUCGACUAUUUCUACGGCAUGCCCUUCACGCUCACAAACGACUGUGACCCAGGCAGGCCCCCCGAAGUGGACACCGCCCUGAGGGCGCAGCUCUGGGGUUACACCCAGUUCCUGGCGCUGGGGAUUCUCACCGUGGCUGCCGGCAAGACCUGCGGUUUCAUCUCUGUCUCCGGGAGAGCGGUCACUGGCAUGGCCUGCGUGCUCUUCCUGUUUUUCAUCUCCUGGUACUCCAGCUUCGGGUUUGUGAGACGCUGGAACUGUAUCCUGAUGAGAAACCACGACGUCACGGAGCAACCCAUGGUUCUGGAGAAAACAGCGAGUCUUAUGCUAAAGGAAGCUGUUUCCUAUAUUGAAAGACACAAGCAUGGGCCAUUUCUCCUCUUCCUUUCUUUGCUGCAUGUGCACAUUCCCCUUGUGACCACGAGUGCCUUCCUGGGGAAAAGUCAGCAUGGCUUAUACGGUGAUCAUGUGGAGGAGAUGGACUGGCUCAUAGGUAAGAUUCUUAAUGCCAUCGAAGACAAUGGUUUAAAGAACUCAACAUUCACGUAUUUCACCUCUGACCAUGGAGGGCAUUUAGAGGCAAGAGAUGGACACAGCCAGUUAGGGGGAUGGAACGGAAUUUACAAAGGUGGGAAGGGCAUGGGAGGAUGGGAAGGUGGGAUCCGCGUGCCCGGGAUCUUCCACUGGCCCGGGGUGCUCCCAGCCGGCCGAGUGAUUGGAGAGCCCACGAGCCUGAUGGACGUGUUCCCUACUGUGGUUCAGCUGGCGGGUGGCGAGGUGCCCCAGGACAGGGUGAUCGACGGCCACAGCCUGGUGCCCUUGCUGCAGGGAGCUGAGGCGCGCUCGGCACAUGAGUUCCUGUUUCAUUACUGUGGGCAGCAUCUCCACGCAGCACGCUGGCACCAGAGGGACAGUGGAAGCGUCUGGAAGGUUCAUUACACCACCCCGCAGUUCCACCCUGAGGGAGCCGGGGCCUGCUAUGGCCGAGGCGUCUGUCCAUGCUCCGGGGAGGGCGUGACCCAUCACAGACCCCCUUUGCUCUUUGACCUCUCCAGGGACCCCUCCGAGGCGCGGCCCCUGACCCCCGACUCCGAGCCCCUGUACCACGCCGUGAUAGCAAGGGUGGGUGCGGCGGUGUCGGAGCAUCGGCACACCCUGAGUCCUGUGCCCCAGCAGUUUUCCACGAGCAACAUCCUGUGGAAACCGUGGCUGCAGCCGUGCUGCGGACAUUUCCCGUUUUGCUCAUGCCACGAGGAUGGGGAUGGCACCCCCCGAAUGUCGGGACUGUGAAAGAGGAUCCAGGAGAGGCUGACUGCGUUGCAGACAAAUUUCUCCAAGCUUGGUUCAAUCUUCGGCUUCCCUUUUUGCAAGGAACAUGCCCUGGACUGAGAGUGGGUCCCCAUUUUCUUUUUUUUUUUUUUUUGAGACGGAGUGUCGCUCUGUCCCCCAGGCUGGAGUGCGAUGGCAUGAUCUCUGCUCACUACAACCUCUGCCUGUUGGUUUCAAGCGAUUUUCCUGCCGCAGCCUCCUGAGUACCCGGGAUUACAGGCACCAGGCACCUGCCACCAUGCCUAGCUAAUUUUUGUAGUUUUAGUAGAGACAGGGUUUCACCAUGUUGCCCAGGCUGGUCUCACACUCCUGACCUCAAAUCAUCCACCUGCCUCAGCCUCCCAAGGUGCUGGGAUGACAGGCGUGAGCCACUGUGCCCAUCUAGGGUUUCCAUUUUCUGAUUUCUGAAAUAACACUAUCCCAGUAGGCACCCACUGAUGCCUCCUCUUCCUCUACUAAGUCUCAGGGUUUGUCACUGUGCCAAUGCCCAAUGUUUUCACCCCUCUGUCUUAAAGCAUUAUUGCCAUUUCAUCACCUAGAUGACAUAACAGCCUUACAAACGGACAGGGAAGAGUGUCUGUUCCUACUCUCACAUAGUGGAGGAAAGUUAAAGCUCUCAGUCUCUGUUUUUGAGGGCUCGUUGAUCUCAAAGGGUUGAUGCAUUUUUCAUACAUGAGGAUCUCUGUCCAUGUGUCUUCCUGAUAUUGUUAUAGAAAUGGCUUCAGGCUGCUGGUAACAGAUGCUGGGAAAAAAGAAUGCAUUAAACAAAGCCAGGCAUGGUGACUCACACCUGUAAUCCCAGCACUUUGGGAGGCCACGGUAGGAGGAUCACUUGAGCCUAGGAGUGAAACACCUACCCAGCCUGAGCAACACAGUGAGACCUCAUCUCUACAAAAAAACAAUUAAAUAACUAGCUAGAUGUCAUGGCGCAUAGCUAUAGUCUCAGCUACUUAGGAGACUGAGGUGGGAGGAUUAUUUGAGCCUGGGAGGUUGAAACUGCAGUGAGCUAUGAUUACACUACUGCACUCCAGGCUGGGGGACAGAGGAAGACCCUGCCUUAAAAACAAAAAAACAAAGCCUUAAAGAAAAGAACAAGAAAAGGGUGUGUUCUCUUCCAAGUAGUGAGCUGGUCAAGGGGAAGCACCCAAGGCUAGCAGGCUCUUUUCAACUCCCAGCUCUGCCACUCGUAGCUUGGCAGAGAGUUAGCCUCAUUGUGUCAGCAUGGCUGCCACAGUGCCAGACAUCACAUUCCAGGCAGCAGGAAGGAGAAAGAACCAAAGGGCAUCCCUUCCUCUUGAAGCAGUCCCUGUGAGGGGGGAUUAUCUGGAAGCCCCAACCCAAUUUCUGCUUCCAACCAUUAUCCAUAGAAACAACUGGAAGUUGAGAAGUGCAGUCUUUUAGGUGGGCACCUGGCUGCCCUGUAUGAAACCAGAAUUAGGUUAGUCAGCAGGAAAACAAGAAAACACUGAGUUGACUGAGGUUUUUGAUGCAUCGCUUUAUUGUCAAACGACUCUAUCUCAUUCUGCACUGAAACAUGUACUACCAUUGCCUAUAAUUGGCAAAUGAUCCUCAGAUGCACAGAAGAUGCCCAGAUGGAAAGUUUGCUCCUUGGGCAAAGAGACAGCCGUGGGAACCUUCAGACCUACAGAGAGAAGGAAGCUCUUCUUCCUACAUUCCUCGAAUAGCUAAGAUUUGACCAGUGUGUUUUCUAAGUCAGUUCUAGUGUGUUUCAUCGUCACCUCUUCCCUCUGUGGCUUUGAUGAUAGAAGCGUAGUCCUAACCUGGGACCCCUACCCCCGGAUCCCAAUAUUGGGGAUGGGAGGACCUUGCACUAUUCCCCUGAGUCCAUCUAUCAAGGUCUUUGCAGGAAGCAUACUGGGAAUUAAAAUGAGAGACUAAAUGACAUCUAAGAAAGGCAGUGUUCAAUCCCAGGUAUUAGGUGAGGAUAGGAUUCUAGGGACAUCAGUGGGAGGCAGGGAGCCACCUUCAGACCUCGGCAUGGAAGCUUUCAAAAUCCAGAGGAAGAGGCAACAGGCUGCCCACAGCAGUGAGGGUCACGGGUAGAAGAAUCAUCACAGCCCUGCUAACCAGGCAGCUGAUGCCCCUCUCCCCUGGCUCGCUGUGUCCAAAUCCUACAGGGGCAUCUGUUGGCUGAACUCAACCUGAAGCCAAAGAGAAGAUGAGUGGAGAGAGGCAACAUUUAUAGAGUUCGGGUUUCUAAGGCUGGAGAGGGAUCUGGAGGGACACACAGGAGAUACCUGGAAUAACCAAAAAAUGAUAAAAAAAAAAAAAAAAAGAAAAAAGAAACAUCUAUGGAGCAUGGGACACGGGGGGUUGGAGGCAGCUAAAAGCCAUCUCAUCUUUCACUGUAUUCAACAAGCCCAUUAUAACAAGCCUUUCACACUCAACCAUUCAAACGAUCCCAGCCAAAGAAUUUCCUGGCAUUUGAUGAAAAUGGCUGUGGGUUUUGCUAUCUUCAAGCUCCCUGGGAAGCAGGAUAUAAGCCCAGGGCUGGCAGGUUCUUUUUGGCUACCUGCUCUUGCACGUAGAGUUUGCCUCAUGGUCGCAAGAAGGCUGCCAUAGCUCCAGAUGGCACGCAGACAUUCCAGACAGCAGGAAAAAGGAAGGAGCAGUUAACUGAAGGACGUCAGGGAGUUGGUUAGUCUCCACCUGAAGAAGGCAGCCAUGAGCCAGCUUCAGUUGACUAAUGGGCUCCUGUGAGUGCAUCUUUGGACUUUUCUGUAGGUUGAAAUCUAGAUACAGUAUGUGUCUUAAAGCAGUCACCAACUCCUCCCAUUACCUUCCAAGUGAGCCCAACUACAGGAUGGAGCCUCUUCCCUGCCCUUGGAUCUGGGCUGAGCCUCUGACUUGUGUUGACCAACAGAAUGCAGUGUAAGUGAUGCCGAUACUACCCUUCCUGCCCUAGACUUGGGAUACCUGGCAGCUAUAUUCUUCCAUUCCUUAGGACUUGCAAAAACGGGUCUCAACAUGCCUUCCCAGAGCCAUGAGGUGUUUCUUUGUCCAUUCAUUGAUCUGAGAAGUGAAUGUAAGGAGUUUAAAUCAACCUCUGUUCCGUGCUAGUUAAGGUAAUAAAGUUGCUGCAGUCCAGGGGGCAGGUACCUACAGAUGACUCUGCGAAUAGGACACUUGCGUUUCUUGGGAAUCAAGUGCAUCCCUAGGCUGGCAGUGCAGCAGAACUACUGAAUAAAAUAUGACAAAUCUCCCUGGA
Molecule: messenger RNA, 5489 nt
Organism: Chlorocebus sabaeus (green monkey)
Lineage: Eukaryota; Metazoa; Chordata; Mammalia; Primates; Cercopithecidae
Gene: ARSD
Product: arylsulfatase D
Molecular function (GO): arylsulfatase activity
Source: RefSeq, a predicted model, not a curated record